AAGGUGAGUGAUUACUGUCGGUAAUACUUUGUCUACCCUUAGCGCACGUAGCGUGAUGCAUCUCGCUCCCAAUUCUCUGCGGCUAGGGUGUCGUUCAUUGGCACUCUAAUUCGCGCGCGUGUCCUGUUCGAUGGAAUCUCAGAAAGAGUUCCGGUCUUUCGACAGAGGGAGGAGGAGGCCACGAUGGCCGGCAGCGUCAGCAACGGCAGCGGGAAGAGCCUGGCGCGCUGGCUGCGGGAGAACGGGUUCGACGACGACGCCGUGGCGCGCAUGUCCAGGCGGUGCAGGAACCUGCACAGCCUCGACGCCGGCGAGGCCCCGGGCGUGUGGGACUACCUCCUGACCGGCGUCAAGAUGGAGCGGCGGAAGCUGCGGCACGUGGUGGCCAAGUGCCCCAAGCUGCUCACCCUGUCCGUGGACGGCAAGCUCGCGCCCACGGUGCAGUGCCUCGCCACGCUGCAGGCCAGGCCCGGGGAGGUGGCGCAGGCCAUCGCCAAGUUCCCCCAGAUACUGUUCCACAGCGUCGAGGAGAAGCUCUGCCCGCUCCUCGCCUUCUUCCAGACGCUCGGCGUCUCCGAGAGGCAGCUCGCCAAGCUGCUCAUGGUCAACCCGCGCCUCAUCAGCUACAGCAUCGAGGCCAAGUUCUCGCAGACCGUCGGCUUCCUCGCCGGCCUCGGCGUCGACAGGGAAGGCAUGAUCGGCAAGAUCCUCACCAAGGAGCCGUAUAUCAUGGGGUACAGCGUCGACAAGCGGUUGCGCCCCACUGCCGAGUUCCUCAAGUCGGAAGUCGGGUUACAGGGGCCAGAUCUCCAGAGGGUGGUCAUGACCUUCCCCGAUAUACUGUCGCGAGACGUGGAUAAGAUCCUGCGGCCCAAUCUGGCGUUCCUACAGAGCCGCGGAUUCAGCAGGGAUCAGGUCACGGCACUGGUAGCUGGUUACCCUCCUGUUCUCAUCAAGAGCAUCAAACAUUGCCUGGAGCCAAGGAUCAAGUUCCUGGUCGAAGAGAUGGGGCGGGACAUGGGCGAGGUGGUAGGUUACCCCCAGUUCUUUCGCCAUGGCCUCAAGAGGAGCCUGGAGUACCGCCACAAGGUGCUUAAGCAGAUGAACUCGAGCUGCAGCCUCAGCGAGAUGCUAGACUGUAACCACAAGAAGUUUGCCAUGAAAUUCGGUUUGGUCGCAGCAGUUUAGGUACUCAACUUUUCUCUAGUCCAAUCCAAGGUAGUUUGUUUUAUUCUCAGGUGAAUCUUUCCGUUUGUACCGUCAGGUUGUGUUGUUCUUUUGAACAUUUGGGCAAUGAUAACUAAUAAUUCAAGGUCCUUUACAAGUAUCAA
Zea mays is the source of this 1331-nucleotide messenger RNA. NCBI's taxonomy places the organism in Eukaryota, Viridiplantae, Streptophyta, Magnoliopsida, Poales, Poaceae. The record is from RefSeq.